GACAGGCUACCGCAGUGUCAAAAUUAUUGAUGGCGGACGAAAUAGAUAUAAUGAUUAAUUAUCACGGGGGUUUCGAAAAAAUAGACAGGAAAAACAGCCGUUAUCCUUAUUGUAUCGUUUGGACACCUAUUCCAAUACUGUCGUGGUUGCUUCCCUUCAUUGGUCACAUGGGGAUCUGUACUUCUGCAGGCGUGAUAAGAGACUUCGCUGGAUCGUACUUAGUGUCUGAAGAUAAUAUGGCCUUUGGAAGACCAACAAAGUACUGGAAGCUUGAUGUUGAUAAGGUGUGUGGCACUGGCUCAUCUGCCUGGGACAAGGCAGUGCACGAUGCAUCGGAGGAGUACAAAUGCAGGCCGCACAACCUCUGCUGUGAUAACUGCCACUCCCACGUGGCCCUGGCCCUUAACCUCAUGCGUUACGACAACAGAACGUCCUGGAACAUGGUCAACCUUUGCCUGCAGUCCCUUAUCCAUGGCAAGCAUGUCAGCUGUGUGUCGUUCCUCAAGACCUGGCUGCCCUUCCUUAUGUUGACUGGAGCCCUCGUCACCUUCAUCCUAACGCUCAACCUGCGCUGACCACGCAAGGGACACGGAGAGGGAGAUGGAGUGGAGAGAUAAUACAAGGGAUUUUCCUGCUCCGUUGUCAUCAUAAAAGUGAAAGAAGAAGAAUAAACGUUUCGAUGGAACACUUCUUUGUGCAGUACUAAUAUUCACACUCAUGAAGGCAGUUAUGUCCAGCUGUUCUGGCAUGUUUUGAAGUUCCUUUUACUAGAUUCAGAAAGGAAUGUCAUAUCAAUAAAUGUUUGGCUUGGGAUAGUCAUAACCAUAGAUAUAGAACUGAUAUAGCAUCUGCUAAAUGACGAUAAUUUAAAUGUAAAUAUAUU
Molecule: messenger RNA, 883 nt
Organism: Salvelinus namaycush (lake trout)
Lineage: Eukaryota; Metazoa; Chordata; Actinopteri; Salmoniformes; Salmonidae
Product: transmembrane protein 222-like
Exons: 6
Coding region: 30-575 (181 amino acids)
Source: RefSeq, a predicted model, not a curated record